This is a messenger RNA of Dentiscutata erythropus, 425 nucleotides long. The record is from the annotation of a GenBank genome assembly. Lineage: Eukaryota; Fungi; Glomeromycota; Glomeromycetes; Diversisporales; Gigasporaceae.
AACAAUUAAUAUCGAUGAAUGUUAUGGUUGAAGGAAAGGCAGAUAUUUUUAAAAAAGCAUUUCAAAAAUGUUUUAUUAGUACUUUUGAUUUUGAUGGAAAAAUCAAUCCAUUAGAGUUGGGUGUGUUUACCAAUCACACCAAAGAAAUUUGGUAUGAUGAAGAUAAAAAACCACAUAAACGUGAAGAACUUGUUAAUUUGAUUAUGAAAUUACAUAAAUCUAUAAAAGAUAACAUAUUUGUAUUAGGUGACGAAACGUUAUCAAAACGUUCUGGUAUAAUUGAUAUUUAUUGUAAUUAUUUAUCAAAAAAUCCUGUAGAUAUAGAUCUCGAACUAAUAAAAACUAAAGUUAAAGCAAUUUGUGAAAAGCUGCAGGCGAAUUAUACUCAAAAUGUAUACACGGAUCUCGAUUCGAUAUUGGAAGUG